ACAAAACACAAGCAGGAAAUGGUGUGUCAAACACACACCACCGGUGUAAAAAGUUGGGGGAUUCCUAAGUUCGGCCAGUUUUUGCGUUCUCCAGCUGCUGUGUACAUUAAUGCUCCGCACGCAUUUAUUUAUGACUAUGGCUGUUGUGUAUGGUUGCUGAGUGUUUUUCUGAUAUUUGACCAAGAGGCAGGCAGAAGCGGGACGCUGGUGGGCGGAGCAGUGGGCUGUCAGUCAAGGCCUCGUUUCACUUUCACGUGGCCCACCCGUAGCACGCGUCAUGGGGUCUUCUGGGGGAACUUCAUGACCGCGGGGGAUUUUCCGCUGCCCGACGGCACGUGGAGACAUGCGGUAGAGGAAUAUCUCCCCGGUCAGGUUCCGCCCUCCCUCCUCGUACCUCUAGAGGUGGGAAGAUAAGAUGUUUCCACUCUCUGCCGGUGGUACAGUUGCGUCUCGGCUCCCCGUACAGUGCGAGUGCGGCGAGACGCCGUCUGAGCGGGGCUUCGCUGGCAGACGGUCGACGAGAGACUCGCGUGAGACGCCGUCGUUUGUUUGAGGCUCAACUGCGAGUUCCCUUCGCUUUCAAGUUCUCCAGGAGAGCGUCACUCUAUGAAGGACCUGUCAGGAACCGGGAGAGCGAAGACAAUGAUCCUGCCAGAGACCCACACCCCCGCGGGACGGUUCCGCUUGGCUCAGUCAGCCGUCGGUCUCGUCGGCUGUGCCUGCGUGAUCUACGCCGUGUGGAUGCCGCAUUGGCUCGGGGACCAGGGCCUUUGGACCCGGAGCAAUGACACCGCCCUGGAUGCGGAUCAGACUAGAGGGUCCUUCUUAGAAGAGGCGGAGUGUGUGUUUGCCGUACUCUCCUCCCUCAUGGGCCUGAGCGCCGGGGCGCUGUGCCUGGUCUUUGGUCUUUGCUGGACGUCACAGACGGUACGCUCCUACUCCAACACGCGCUCCCUUCUCAUGGUGGGCCAGGCGCUGUAUCCCACUACCCUCCUGCUCAUCACACUGGUCCCCACAGGGUUUUUCUUCCUGCUCUGCUGGUCCCUCUUCACCCAUCAGCACUGGACGGAGAUCAGUGCCGACCCCGGUCAGCUGGGCUUCUGCUAUUGGCUCGGUGCAGUGGGACUGGUUUUACUCCUAGCUGUGCUACCUGUGAUCUUUUUGGUGGAACAGUGCGUGGUCCCGGACCCUCUGCCGGAGCUGAAGAGGGCCUACGAGACACUGUGGUGUACCCCUCUGCCAGGCUAUGGGCUGCACUCCCUCAGCGACAGCGAUAACCACUAUGGAGAUGACUUUAUAAGGGGACACCCAGGGUACCUGUCCUUCCCGUGACCUUCCAAUUGGAGAUGGAAGUGGGAAUGGAACCUUGCUUUAUCUGAACUGAAGUCACGGUGGAGCACCCAGAUAUACUACUGCUGAGGUUCAUGUCCUUCUGACUGGUGAGAAGCAGAAAAUCAGGAGCAGUACCUGUUCAGCAGGCGGCGUGGCAGGAAAGACACCGGACUGGUGACCGAUGAGUUGCGUGGGGUCCUGCUCUUUUACCCUUGAAGUCUGGUGCUCAACACUACAUUUACAUUUAUUCAUUUAGCAGACGCUUUUGUCCAAAGCGACGUACAUCUCAGCAAA
Scleropages formosus (Asian bonytongue) is the source of this 1626-nucleotide messenger RNA. RefSeq lists its product as uncharacterized. The coding region runs from base 607 to 1332 and encodes 241 amino acids. The record is from RefSeq and is a predicted model, not a curated record. The transcript has 4 exons. NCBI's taxonomy places the organism in Eukaryota, Metazoa, Chordata, Actinopteri, Osteoglossiformes, Osteoglossidae.